Messenger RNA from Mastomys coucha (southern multimammate mouse), 2382 nucleotides. It is a transcript of the gene Gls2, whose product is annotated as glutaminase 2. Gene Ontology annotation, molecular function: protein binding; glutaminase activity. The record is from RefSeq and is a predicted model, not a curated record. The transcript is spliced from 17 exons. Gene Ontology annotation, biological process: L-glutamine catabolic process. Lineage: Eukaryota; Metazoa; Chordata; Mammalia; Rodentia; Muridae. The coding region runs from base 87 to 1898 and encodes 603 amino acids.
UUCGCCCGCCACUCUUCCGCCCCUCCCUCCUCGCCGCCGCUCGCACGUCUGGAGCGCUCGGGCCGAGCGGGCGGCGCGCCGGGGGCAUGCGCUCCGUGAGAGCUCUGCAGAACGCGCUGAGCCGCGCGGGCAGCCACGGUCGGCGGGGAGGCUGGGGUCACCCGAGUCCGGGCCCGCUCCUGGGCGGGGGCGUUCGGUACUACCUCGGUGAGGCCGCGGCGCAGGGCAGGGGGACGCCACACAGCCACCAGCCGCAGCACUCGGAUCAUGAUGCCUCAAACAGCGGCAUGCUGCCUCGACUUGGUGACCUGCUUUUCUACACUAUUGCAGAGGGACAGGAACGUAUCCCCAUCCACAAGUUCACCACAGCCCUGAAGGCCACUGGACUGCAGACAUCAGACCCACGGCUCCAGGACUGCAUGAGCAAGAUGCAACGCAUGGUCCAAGAGUCCAGCAGUGGUGGCCUCUUAGACCGAGAGCUCUUCCAAAAGUGUGUGAGCAGCAACAUUGUGCUCCUGACUCAGGCAUUCCGAAAGAAGUUUGUCAUUCCUGACUUUGAGGAGUUCACAGGCCAUGUGGAUCGCAUAUUUGAGGAUGCCAAAGAGCUCACUGGAGGCAAAGUGGCAGCCUACAUCCCUCAGCUGGCCAAGUCAAACCCAGACCUUUGGGGUGUCUCCCUGUGCACUGUGGAUGGGCAGCGGCACUCUGUGGGUCACACGAAGAUCCCUUUCUGCCUGCAGUCCUGUGUCAAGCCCCUCACUUACGCCAUCUCUGUGAGCACUUUAGGCACUGACUACGUGCACAAGUUUGUGGGCAAGGAACCCAGUGGUCUGCGCUAUAACAAACUCUCCCUCAAUGAGGAAGGAAUCCCCCAUAAUCCCAUGGUCAAUGCUGGUGCCAUUGUGGUCAGCUCUCUGAUCAAGAUGGACUGUAACAAAGCAGAGAAGUUCGAUUUUGUGUUACAGUAUCUGAACAAGAUGGCCGGGAAUGAAUUCAUGGGGUUCAGCAAUGCCACGUUCCAGUCAGAGAAGGAGACUGGGGAUCGGAAUUAUGCCAUUGGCUAUUACCUCAAGGAAAAGAAGUGCUUCCCUAAGGGAGUAGACAUGAUGGCUGCCCUUGAUCUCUAUUUCCAGUUGUGCUCUGUGGAGGUUACCUGCGAGUCAGGUAGUGUCAUGGCGGCCACUCUUGCCAAUGGUGGCAUCUGCCCCAUCACAGGGGAGAGCGUGCUAAGUGCUGAAGCCGUGCGCAACACCCUCAGCCUCAUGCAUUCCUGUGGCAUGUAUGACUUCUCAGGCCAGUUUGCCUUCCACGUGGGCCUGCCGGCCAAGUCAGCUGUGUCAGGAGCCAUCCUCCUGGUUGUCCCCAAUGUCAUGGGGAUGAUGUGUUUAUCACCGCCAUUAGACAAGCUGGGUAACAGCCAGAGAGGCAUCAGUUUCUGCCAGAAGUUGGUAUCUCUCUUUAACUUCCACAACUAUGACAACCUGCGGCACUGUGCUCGGAAGUUAGACCCCCGGAGGGAAGGAGGAGAAGUUCGGAACAAGACCGUGGUGAACCUGUUAUUUGCUGCAUAUAGUGGAGAUGUCUCAGCCCUUCGAAGACUCCAGCUACUGAGGGUCUACACCAAACAGUUCAGAACCUACCUGUACCCUCUCAUUUUCCUCCUAUCCAUAUUCCUAGGACACAUUGAAGUUGUCAAAUUUCUGAUUGAGGCUUGCAAAGUGAAUCCUUUUGUCAAGGACAGGUGGGGCAACAUUCCCUUGGAUGAUGCUGUGCAGUUCAAUCACCUGGAGGUGGUCAAACUGCUUCAGGAUUACCACGACUCCUAUGUGCUCUCUGAGACUCAAGCUGAGGUGGUAGCUGAGACCCUGUCCAAAGAGAAUCUAGAGAGCAUGGUGUGAGCACAGUGUGAGCACCGUGUGAGCAUGGGCCAGGGACCUGCUCCAGAAAGAGCAUGAGCUGGCCACACAUUUAACCCACAGCCACCAAAAAUAUUAUGGCAAGCUGCUUCAGUGGGGAUCAACAUGGCCAUUUGGUGACACGGGCCAGUGUCUUCUAUGAGAAUCAAAACGCCUCAUUCCCCCUGUGUACAGCACAGAGAAAAGCCUCAGUGGACACCUGAGCAGAGCUAGCCACAGAGACCUCGAGAUACAGCUUAAAUGGCUUCCUCCACUGGAAAGUAGCCUGGUCCCCUUUUCCUCUCUGAGAGCCUCUAGCUACAUGCAUAUGUAUCUGCUGCAGAGUAAGAGAAACGGGCUAGAGCCAAGUCACCUGGCUUUAGAAGUCUGCAGAGGUCUGCCCAUCCUAGCCAGGACAUGCUGCUACUGCUGACCGCAAUUUUAUAGACAAAGUAUUUUGUGUUCAAAUAAACUUUAAUUACAUGAA